This is a messenger RNA of Rhinolophus ferrumequinum (greater horseshoe bat), 4909 nucleotides long. RefSeq names its product inositol polyphosphate-5-phosphatase D (gene INPP5D). Gene Ontology annotation, biological process: phosphatidylinositol dephosphorylation. Gene Ontology annotation, molecular function: phosphatase activity. NCBI's taxonomy places the organism in Eukaryota, Metazoa, Chordata, Mammalia, Chiroptera, Rhinolophidae. The coding region runs from base 158 to 3736 and encodes 1192 amino acids. The transcript has 27 exons. The record is from RefSeq and is a predicted model, not a curated record.
GCCUGAAACAGGAAGUCAGUCAGUGAGCUGGUGGCAGCAGCCGGGGCAACAGAGAGGGGACAGACGGCAAGUGGCCGUGCAGGGGCCUCACUCCCCGUGGUGGCGUGUUGGUCCUGGGGGUGGCCGCCGGUCCGGCCCGAGGAGGUCCACGCCCGCCAUGGUCCCGUGCUGGAACCAUGGCAACAUUACCCGCUCCAAGGCAGAGGAGCUGCUCUCCAGGACGGGCAAGGAUGGGAGCUUCCUCGUGCGUGCCAGCGAGUCCAUCUCCCGGGCCUACGCGCUCUGUGUGCUGUAUCGGAAUUGUGUUUACACUUAUAGGAUUCUGCCCAACGAAGAUGAUAAAUUCACCGUUCAGGCAUCCGAAGGCGUCCCUAUGAGGUUCUUCACCAAGUUGGACCAGCUCAUCGAGUUUUACAAGAAGGAGAACAUGGGUCUGGUGACCCACCUGCAAUAUCCCGUGCCGCUGGAGGAGGAGGACGCAGGCGACGAGCCAGAAGAGGAGACAGAAGGUGUCCCGUCUCCACCUGAACUGCCACCGAGAAACAUCCCUUUAUCUGCUGGGCCAUGUGAGGCCAAGGAGGUCCCUCUCGUCAGCGAGAAUCUGAGAGCCGCCGAGGUCAGCCGGCCGAGCCUCUCGGAGACGUUGUUUCAACGACUACAGAGCAUGGACACCAGCGGGCUUCCAGAAGAGCAUCUUAAAGCCAUCCAGGAUUAUUUAAGCACUCAGCUCACCCUGGACUCUGAUUUUGUGAAGACAGGCUCCAGCAGUCUCCCUCAUCUGAAGAAACUGACCGUGGUCCUGUGCAAGGAACUCUAUGGGGAAGUUGUCCGGACUCUCCCCUCCCUGGAGUCUCUGCAGAGGUUGUUUGACCAGCAACUCUCCCCAGGCCUCCGUCCACGGCCUCAGGUGUGUGGUGAGGCCAAUCCCAUCAACAUGGUGACCAAGCUCAGCCAACUGACAAGUCUACUGUCCUCUAUUGAAGAUAAGGUGAAAGCCUUGCUGCAUGAGGGCCCCGAGUCUCCCCAUCGGCGCUCCCUCAUUCCUCCAGUUACUUUUGAGGUGAAGUCAGAGUCUCUGGGGAUUCCUCAGAAAGUACAGCUUAAAGUCGAUGUUGAGACUGGGAAACUGAUCAUUAAGAAGUCCAAGGAUGGUUCUGAGGACAAGUUCUACAGCCACAAGAAAAUCCUGCAGCUCAUCAAGUCUCAGAAGUUUCUGAACAAGUUGGUGAUUUUGGUGGAAACAGAGAAGGAGAAGACCCUGCGAAAGGAAUAUGUUUUUGCUGACUCCAAAAAGAGAGAAGGCUUCUGCCAGCUCCUCCAGCAGAUGAAGAACAAGCACUCGGAGCAGCCGGAGCCUGACAUGAUCACCAUCUUCAUCGGCACCUGGAACAUGGGUAACGCCCCCCCUCCCAAGAAGAUCACGUCCUGGUUUCUCUCCAAGGGGCAGGGAAAGACGCGGGAUGACUCUGCGGAUUAUAUCCCCCACGACAUCUAUGUGAUUGGCACCCAGGAGGACCCCCUGGGAGAGAAGGAGUGGCUGGAGAUACUCAGAAACUCCCUGCAAGAAGUCACCAGCAUGACUUUUAAAACGAUUGCCAUCCACACCCUCUGGAACAUUCGCAUUGUGGUACUGGCCAAGCCGGAGCACGAGAACCGGAUCAGUCAUAUCUGCACCGACAACGUGAAGACGGGCAUCGCCAACACACUGGGGAACAAGGGGGCCGUGGGCGUGUCAUUCAUGUUCAACGGAACUUCCUUGGGGUUUGUCAACAGCCACUUGACUUCCGGAAGUGAAAAGAAACUCAGGCGAAACCAAAACUAUAUGAACAUUCUCCGGUUUCUGGCUCUGGGAGACAAGAAACUGAGUCCGUUUAACAUCACUCACCGCUUCACUCACCUCUUUUGGCUCGGGGAUCUCAACUAUCGUGUGGAGCUGCCCACCUGGGAGGCAGAAACUAUUAUCCAGAAGAUUAAGCAGCAGCAGUACGCAGACCUGCUGUCCCAUGACCAGCUGCUUAUGGAGCGGAAAGAGCAGAGGGUUUUCCUGCACUUUGAGGAGGAAGAAAUCACGUUCGCGCCCACCUACCGUUUUGAGAGACUGACUCGGGACAAAUACGCCUACACUAAGCAGAAAGCCACGGGGAUGAAGUACAACUUGCCUUCCUGGUGUGACCGAGUCCUCUGGAAGUCUUACCCCCUGGUGCAUGUGGUGUGUCAGUCCUAUGGCAGCACCAGUGACAUCAUGACAAGUGACCACAGCCCUGUUUUUGCCACAUUUGAGGCAGGAGUCACCUCCCAGUUUGUCUCCAAGAAUGGCCCCGGGACUGUUGACAGCCAAGGGCAGAUCGAGUUUCUCAGAUGCUACGCCACCCUGAAGACCAAGUCGCAGACUAAAUUCUACUUGGAGUUCCACUCGAGCUGCUUGGAGAGUUUUGUCAAGAGUCAAGAAGGAGAAAAUGAAGAAGGAAGUGAAGGGGAGCUGGUGGUGAAGUUUGGGGAGACCCUUCCAAAGCUGAAGCCCAUUAUCUCUGACCCCGAGUACCUGCUGGACCAGCACAUCCUGGUCAGCAUUAAGUCCUCCGACAGCGACGAAUCCUACGGCGAGGGCUGCAUUGCUCUACGUUUAGAGGCCACAGAAACUGCGCUCCCCAUCUACACACCGCUCACCCAUCACGGAGAGAUGAUGGGUCACUUCCGGGGGGAGAUCAAGCUGCAGACCUCCCAGGGCAAGACGAGGGAGAAGCUCUACGACUUUGUGAAGACUGAACGCGAUGAGUCCAGUGCGCCCAAGUCCUUGAAGAGCUUCACCAGCCACGACCCCAUGAAGCAGUGGGAACCUGCCAGCAGGGUCCCUCUCUGCAGUGGCUCCAGCAUCACUGAAGUCAUCAACCCCAACUACAUGGGGGUGGGGCCCUUCGGGCACGUGAAACAGGCCCUGUCCCCCGACCAGCAGCCCACAGCCUGGAGCUAUGACCAGCCACUCAAGGACUCCUCCCUGGGACCUGGAAGGGGAGAGAGCCCUCCGACACCACCCUCCCAACAGCCCAUAUCACCCAAAAAGUUCUCAUCCUCGGCCGUGACCCGAGGCCCCAGCCCCAGGACACAGGAGUCGAGGCCCAGCGACUUGGGGAAGAAUGUGGGGGAAGCUUCGCCUCAGGAGGACCUGAAGCUGACCAAGCCCGAGAUGUUUGAGAACCCUCUGUAUGGGUCUGUGAGUUCUUUCCCUAAGCUGGUUCCCAGGAAAGAACAGGAAUCCCCCAAAAUGCUGAGGAAGGAGGCCCUGCCCUGCCCGGACCCAGGAAUCUUGUCGCCCAGCAUCCUACUCUCCAAAGCCCAGGAGGCUGAGGGCAGCCAGGGGACAGGCAAGCCGGUGCCCACACCUGCGCCCACACCCACGCCCUUCCUCAGCCCCACACCGCGGCUCCGCUCCUUCACCUGCUCGCCCUCCCCUGAGGGCCGGCUGGCCGCAGGGGACAAGACCCAGGUGAAGCCCAAGGCCCCUGCCAGCUCCCAAGCCCCAGUGCCAGCCAAGAGGCCCAUCAAGCCUUCCAGGUCCGAGCUGAGCCAGCAGGCCCCGCCCACCCCCGCCCAGCGGCCGCCCCUCCCGGUCAAGAGUCCGGCAGUCCUGCACCUGCAGCACUCCAAGGGCCGUGACUACCGUGACAACACCGAACUCCCCCACCACGGCAAGCACCGGCCUGAGGACAUGCCGCUGGGCAGGGCCACCACGCAGUGAGACCUCUGGUGAGCUGCCAGUGAGACGGGGGCCAGAGGAGCAGCACGAAGCCACUCGGACCCUCUCCUGGGACUUCCUGUUGGCCCCUCCUACCCAGCUUCCUGUGCAGGGUUUCGUACUUUUCAGCAGAGGCCCAGCUUCUGUGUGGUCAGCAGAGUACGCUGGCUGCGGAACUGGGCCCUAAGGCUGAGGUUGGAAGGAAAGUGUAGCCAAAUCGUAACAAACAACUUGCACACCUGGGCCCCCGGCUUGAUCUUGGUACUUGGCACCCAAGGGCUUUGUUCUGGUUGCCAUUUUCAAGAAAGAAACUAAAAGUGCUGAUUUGCGGGUAGAGAUAUAAAUAAUAAUAAUGAUAAUAUUAAUAAUAAUAAUAAUAAUAAUGGCUGCAUGUAUCGAGCACUCACCACGUGCCAGGUACCUGCUAAGUGCUUUACGAGUAUUGUGACAUGAGUCUUCCUCAGCCAAACCAAACCACAUUCCCAGAUGCCCCAGUUCAAAACAGGAUGUCCUGCGUGAUUUGGGCAAAGCACUAAAAAUUAAGGCCUGUGACCUGAAGUGAGACAGCGCUCAGCCUUUAGGGAGCUGAAGAGUGAGUGUUAAUUUAGGCCAAGAGGAACCUGACCUUGUCCAGCUGCAGUGAUGCAAACUGCUUUAGCUGAAGCCCCAAGGGUGUGGGCAGAGCUGCCUGGAGAGCAGGGCUCUCUCUGGGUCCUCUCAGUUCUUUAGUCUGAAAAAGAAGGAAAAUCAGCUCCCACUCUCCAGGGGGGAGAGCCACCUUCAGCUCGGGCUACAGAGGCCCAGGCGGGAGCCAGGUUCCCCAUAACCUCCAUGAGGUGGGCAGCUUCCACUAGGCCAUGGGUUGAGCUGAGUCCCCCAACACUUAGGUCGUCACAUUAAUAGAAAGGUCUUUGCUCCCGAAAGCUGAGCUCUCCUACCUGGGAGCCAGGGGCCUCUCAAAACAGUGCAGUCUUUUCUUUAGAAAUCCUUAGCUUUGGGCUCUGAUUCUUUGAUGACUAGGAGACUACGUGGAUGAUGUGUUGUGUUGCUUUUUCACAUAACAGAAUUAAUGAAGGAAGCCAAACAGUGAAGUCUCUGUGUAAGGCAAUAAAACUGGGUACGCACCUUACAUCCCCUUGUGUGUCAGUCUGCGCAACCAAUAAAUUGUGCCUUUCU